GCCGGCUGGUCAAAGGAGGUGGGCGGGGCCGUUAGUUUUCUUUGGCUGACUGGACAACCAAGUGCCUCCUCUUGAGUCUGAUGAGCGAACAACUGAUUACUCAAAGACCAUCACCUUCUUCUCAAAGCAUUGCAAGCGGCCAUGCAUUUGCACACGGUGCCAACAGUGGUGGUCACAAGGCUACAUCUCCUAUGCAACUGUUUGAACUCUGGCUGAAUUCAGAGGAUGUUCAUCGGCUGUUAAGAGGAGACAACAAAGCCUGAAGAAGCUCACAACCAACAAGAAAUAGAAACUAAAUGUGGAUAACUAAAACUAUAUUUUCCUUUUUAGAAGUACAUCUGAUAUACUCCAAGAAGUCAGUCAUGUUCAAAAGGAAGGAUCCAGAAAAACUAGUCCUGGUGUCAGACGUGAGGAGCUCAUACACUCUGGGAAGCGGGCCAAACCAGGAGGCGUUACAGAUAGAAGGCGCCGGUGGCAUCAAGCAUUGCCAUGACAACAGCCGUGCACAGGAGGACCGUGAACGAGAAAAGAAAGUCGCCAGGAGGAGGUUGUAUGUGGUCACUUCCGUCUGCCUGGUUUUCAUGAUUGGUGAAAUCCUUGGUGGGUAUUAUGCGGGCAGUCUUGCAGUGAUGACAGACGCUGCCCACCUGCUUGCAGACUUAAUCAGCUUCCUCAUCAGCCUGUUGUCCCUCUGGCUCUCCUCCAGACCCGCCACACACAAGCUCAGCUUUGGCUGGCAUCGUGCAGAGAUUCUGGGUGCUCUGCUGUCAGUUUUCACUAUCUGGCUGGUAACAGGAGUGUUGGUUUACCUGGCUGUGGAGCGCCUCAUCAACAAUGACUUCACCAUCGAGGGCACUAUCAUGCUCAUUACCUCCGGUUGUGCUGUGUUUGCUAAUAUUGUCAUGGCCCUGGUGCUUCACCAGUCUGGCCACGGGCACAGUCAUGGGGGUCUCAGCUCGCACGGGCACGGGCACGGGCACGGGCACGGGCACGGUCACGGUCACAGUCACAACACAGGAAACGGACACAAUCAGAUCUCAAACCACUCAUACCAGAAUGGUGACCAUGCUGACGCGGCGCAAAACACUUCUGGACGGAGGGCUCAGCAGAACAAUGCCAGCGUGCGAGCGGCCUUUGUCCACGUGGUGGGAGAUCUUCUGCAGAGCAUCAGCGUGCUCAUCAGCGCCAUCAUCAUCUACUUCAAGCCAGAAUAUAAGAUCGCUGACCCCAUCUGCACCUUCCUGUUCUCCAUAUUUGUCUUGUGCACCACAUUCACCAUCUUGAAGGAUAUUCUUGUUGUCCUGAUGGAAGGCACUCCAGGAGGGGUGAAGUACGAAGAGGUGCGGAAUGGUCUGGUAGCAGUGAAGGGAGUGACGGCGGUCCACAACCUUCACAUCUGGGCCCUCACCAUGAACCAGGCUGUACUGACUGCACACGUAGCCAUAGACGAGACGGUGGAUGCUCAGACUGUCCUGAGAGAAAUGACGCAGGCUUGUUUCUCCAACUACAACUUCCACUCUGUUACCAUUCAAAUGGAGAGACAGGCGGAUCUGAAGCCUGGAUGUAACCUGUGUGAGGAGCCCAAGAAGUAGCAACCUGCUUAAAAGAUUGUAUCGGAUCCCAGCAGAAUAGGGCAAAAUGACUAACUUGUGAUGAUGAACACUAUUUAGGUGUUCUGCACUUCUCGUUAUGGUAAUGCUGUGACAUUAAUGCCAAAGUCAUAUGACUGUGCCUUUUGUGGUGACAUUCCCAAAUAACUAUGUUGAAUUAAGAAAGAGCAUGUGUCUGAAUGAAAGGCGAGCUUGCACAUGAAUUUUGGAAGGAAAGUUCCCUUUCCACAUCCUCCCCCCAGGUGAACUUUGAACUUGUCUUAAUAUUCCUGAGUUGUCUUUGCACUCAGGAAUAUUAAGUGUUUUCAUGAUAAAAUAGACCUCACAAUGCUCCGUAUGAACUAACUGUUCAUCCUUUAUUAAAUGUAUACAUGUUAUAUCGUGUUAGUACCUUUUCAUUUAUACUUCUCACUAUCCUAAAUGCACAUUAUAAUUACUUUGUUUGUUUGAGUAUUACCUAAGACAUGAGGUACAUCCAUUUGCACACAACCAGGUAUGUAAAUAUAGAUCAAUGAAUGUUUCUAUGCAUUGACUAUUACACCAGCAAUCUCAGAAGUACUGUAUGUGGAGAGCAUUAGGUGUAGUUUUCUACAAAUGCCUUUGUUCAGUUGUAAGGUCAAAUUAAUUAUUCAAUAAAAUAUUCCCUUUUCAAAUACUCUGUCUUAUGAGUCUUGCGCUUUAAAAUCUAAUUUACAAUGUCAUGAAAUCCUUCUUGAUGAAGCACUGUAUCCGUUUAACCCCUCACUAUCAACAGCAGCUCCUCUGUUGCUGGGCAACAAUCGCACACAUGGAUGUCAUGUUGAUCCCUGUUAACAGCCCCCCCCCCCCCCCCCACCU
Molecule: messenger RNA, 2447 nt
Organism: Cottoperca gobio
Lineage: Eukaryota; Metazoa; Chordata; Actinopteri; Perciformes; Bovichtidae
Gene: slc30a8
Product: solute carrier family 30 member 8
Exons: 10
Coding region: 297-1592 (431 amino acids)
Biological process (GO): zinc ion transmembrane transport; insulin secretion; response to zinc ion
Cellular component (GO): plasma membrane
Molecular function (GO): zinc ion transmembrane transporter activity
Source: RefSeq, a predicted model, not a curated record